AGCUCCGUCUCCAAACCCUAAUCGCCUCACAAUCGGCCGACAAUCAGCAGCACUCCACAUUGCGAUUACCGGCCUUUCCUUUCCCCGCGGAAAGUUCGACCAUGGUCAGCGGCGAUGGCAUUGGGAGCAACGCUUCUUCCGAUCUAGGGUUUACGCGCUCGAGACCAGGCUAAUUGAAACAAGGGGAUUAAUUACUCCGCCGCCGGCGUAAGAAUGAGGAUAUCGGGAACAGCGGCCGGGGUCCGAUUCGAGCCCGAAGACGACCAAAGCAUCACUUAUCUCCUCGAUAAGGUAAUGGGCAAUGCUUUGCCCUUCAAUCCGGUGAUCGAUUGCGACCUGUACGGUGAGGACGAGGCUUGGAAGAAGCUGUUCGUUGAAACAGGGGAGUCGGAGUUGUAUUUCUUCACCAGAUUGAGGAAGGCGAAGACGAAGAAGGGGGAAUUGGGCGGCGGCGGUAGGGUUGAGAGGACCGUUGGCUCCAAGGCCACGUGGCGGUCGAGCAAGGAUGACCCUGUUUUUCUUCCCGGCCAGAACGUCCAGAUCGGGUCGAAGCGGACUUUCACUUACCGUCCAAACCAGAGAUCGGCGGCUGCCGGCGGGGAGGUGGUGGGGCGGAGGAAGGACGGAGGAGAUGGGUUCUCGAUGACGGAGUACCGCCUCGACGGCGUACUCGGCUGCGUCGCCACGGAUCUUGUGAUGUGCUCGGUGAGAAGGAAAGAAGGAAGCAGAGCAUCCUCUGAAAUGGAGAUCAUCGACGCCGGGGUACCACCGGCGAUGGCGGCGCCGGCGGCUUCGACGGCUUGGCGUUUGCGGGCUUGUGGGUCGAUGAUGACUCAGCCGGUGAUGGGAGGAAUGGUGUCUUUGUGCUAGUGAUAGUUCGAUCUUAAUUUGCCUCCUGUUGAUUACCUCUCGGUAUCACUUGAAACAGAGGCAGAGAGUGACAUCCAUGGCUUGCCGGAUUAAAGAUUAUUUCAGAUU
This is a messenger RNA of Linum trigynum, 978 nucleotides long. NCBI's taxonomy places the organism in Eukaryota, Viridiplantae, Streptophyta, Magnoliopsida, Malpighiales, Linaceae. The record is from the annotation of a GenBank genome assembly.